CUCCAAAAUGUCAAGCAUUGCAUUGUUGGACUUUUCGGACGCUGGACUUUCCGGCUGCGAACAAUUCGCACUCUGCACAAGUUCUACUGCCGAGAGUAACUCUCGACGUAUGGUUUCCAGCUUGUUCCAAGAUCAUCCUGCGCCGGAGUCCAAGGAGCCCGCCCACGCGACCGCCGCCAUGGCGACGCUGGCGUUCGCGGUGCGCCGGCGCGAUCCAGAGCUCGUCGGCCCGGCCGCGCCGACGCCUCGUGAGACCAAGCGCCUGUCUGAGAUCGACGACCAGGACACGCUGCGUGGGCACGUGUCCUUCGCCCUCGUCUACCGCGCCCGCGUGAUGGAUGACGACGACGUCGCACCGGUUCACCCGGCCGGAGUCAUCCGGCGCGCGCUCGGUGAAGUACUGGUGCACUACUACCCGCUGGCUGGACGGCUCAGAGAGGCGGAGGGGCGGAAGCUAGUGGUCGACUGCAGCGGUGAGGGGGUGAUGUUCGUGGAGGCCGACGCCGACGUGCGGCUGGAGGAGCUCGAGGGGGCCGGGCUCAGGCCGCCGUUCCCGUGCAUGGACCAGCUGCUCUUCGACGUGGAGGGCUCCGGCGGCGUGCUCAACUGCCCGUUGCUGCUCAUCCAGGUGACUCGGCUGCUCUGGGGCGGCUUCAUCUUCGCGCUCCGCCUCAACCAUACCAUGUGCGACACCAUCGGCAUCGUGCAGUUCAUGAACGCCGUCGCCGAGCUCGCCCGCGGCCUCCCGGCGCCGACCGUCGCUCCCCCGUGGUCCCGUGAGCUCCUAGAGGCGCGCAACCCGCCUAUGGCGUCGUUCCCGCACCGCGAGUUCGACCUUAUUCCACCGCCGGCGCCGCCGGCCGGCGACAUGGUCAUGCGGUCCUUCAUUUUCGGCCCCUCCGACCUCGCAGCGAUCAAGAAGCAUCUCCCUCCUCUCGUUCGCGACAAGGUCACCACCUUCGAGGCGCUGGCGGCAUACCUCUGGUGCGCCCGCACGGCGGCGCUCGAGGUCCCGCAGGGCGAGGAAGCGCGGCUGGUCAUCAUCGCCAACUUCCGGGCCUUCGUCGAGCUGGGCCUGCCGGGCGGAUACUAUGGAAACGCGUGCGUGCCCCUUGCCGCGCUGGCCGACGCCGCUGCACUGCGCGGGGGUGGCUCGCUGGCUGACGCGGUGGCGCUGGUGCGGCGGGCCAAGGCUGCAGUGACCGCCGAGUACGUGCGUUCCACGGUCGACGUGCUGGUUCUGCGCGGCCGGCCGUUCUUGGCACUGCAGAACCUGUUCGUCGUGUCCGACAACCGGCACGCCGGGUUCCACCGCGUCGACUUCGGGUGGGGCGAGCCGGUGUACGGCGGCCCGGCCGACACUGUCUUCGGCGUGACCUUCCUCGUCCCCGUCAAGGACCGUGACGGGGAGGACGCGAUUACCGUGCCGAUCGUGUUGCCACGGCCGGCCAUGGAGCGGUUCGCGGCGGAGAUGGAGAGCCUGUGCAAGGCGUAGCGUGUGCCCGGGUCGUCCCUGUAUGUAUUACGACUCAGUACGUGCGGCAUGCGGCUUGCAGGGCUGGGUUGAAAGUUUUUUGGAGCGAGCGGAGGCUGCUCUGAGUGGAUUCUUCGCUGUGUCGACUAUGUUAAAGACUACUCUGAUGUCGCAUGCUCUUUGUGCAAACGGUGUUUGCUUUGGAGAGGAC
Messenger RNA from Triticum dicoccoides, 1685 nucleotides. RefSeq names its product benzyl alcohol O-benzoyltransferase-like. The transcript has 2 exons. The record is from RefSeq and is a predicted model, not a curated record. Lineage: Eukaryota; Viridiplantae; Streptophyta; Magnoliopsida; Poales; Poaceae. The coding region runs from base 8 to 1495 and encodes 495 amino acids.